CAUAGAAAUUUGAGAUCCUUGGAGAGAAAUUAGAUAAGAGUUAUGGAGAAAAUGAAAAUAAGAAGUAUUGGAGUUAUAAUGGCAGUCAUGAUUCUGUCAAGUUUUGGCGCAGCCAAAUCAACAGAUAAUGUUUUGUGCAAUGCCUGGUGUGUAAUCAAAUGUGCAGAAGAACCAUUUCCAAAACCAGAUUGUGUGAAUGAUUGUGAAAAACACUGUAAAUUAUCUGAUCCAGUUUAUACUUGUAUUGCUAGUUGUCACAAAUCUAUUGCUGUAAAAAAUGGUGCUGCUGAUCUUGGGAAUAAUCUCAUCAAUACUUGUAUGAAAGAGUGUAAAAAAAGACUUUAAUUUGUAACUACAAUUUCUGACUGAGAAAUUGUUAGAAGAAAUAAAAUU
Messenger RNA from Vigna radiata var. radiata (mung bean), 393 nucleotides. RefSeq lists its product as uncharacterized. The record is from RefSeq and is a predicted model, not a curated record. The transcript is spliced from 2 exons. Lineage: Eukaryota; Viridiplantae; Streptophyta; Magnoliopsida; Fabales; Fabaceae. Bases 43 to 345 code for a protein of 100 amino acids.